This is a messenger RNA of Tupaia belangeri chinensis (Chinese tree shrew), 1419 nucleotides long. It is a transcript of the gene OPN4, whose product is annotated as opsin 4. The coding region runs from base 1 to 1419 and encodes 472 amino acids. The transcript has 10 exons. NCBI's taxonomy places the organism in Eukaryota, Metazoa, Chordata, Mammalia, Scandentia, Tupaiidae. Gene Ontology annotation, cellular component: membrane. The record is from RefSeq and is a predicted model, not a curated record. Gene Ontology annotation, biological process: G protein-coupled receptor signaling pathway; visual perception. Gene Ontology annotation, molecular function: G protein-coupled receptor activity.
AUGAACCUUCCUUCGGAGCCCAGAGUCCUGCCUGGCCUGGCCCAGGAGCCCAGCUGCAUGGCCACCCCGGCCCCACCCAGCUGGUGGGAUGGCCCCCAGAGCAGCUCCUCCAGCCCGGGCCAGCUUCCUGUCGGCCCCACGGCAGCCGGCGCCCAGGCUGCGGUCCGCGCGCCCUUCCCCACGGUCGACGUUCCGGACCACGCCCACUACACCCUGGGCACAGUGAUCCUGCUCGUGGGGCUCACGGGCAUGCUGGGCAACCUGACAGUCAUCUACACCUUCUGCAGGAGCAGAGGCCUCCGGACACCUGCCAACAUGUUCAUCAUCAACCUCGCAGUCAGCGACUUCCUCAUGUCCUUCACCCAGGCCCCAGUCUUCUUCGCCAGCAGCCUCUACAAGCAGUGGCUCUUCGGGGAAACCGGCUGUGAGUUCUACGCCUUCUGCGGGGCUCUCUUCGGCAUCACCUCCAUGAUCACCCUGACCGCCAUCGCCCUGGACCGCUACCUGGUGAUCACGCGCCCGCUGGCGGCUGUGGGUGUGGUGUCCAAGCGGCGGGCGGCGCUGGUCCUGCUGGGCGUCUGGCUGUACGCCCUGGCAUGGAGCCUACCACCCUUCUUUGGCUGGAGCGCCUAUGUGCCGGAAGGGCUGCUGACAUCCUGCUCCUGGGACUACGUGACCUUCACGCCCUCGGUGCGUGCCUACACCAUGCUGCUGUGCUGCUUCGUGUUCUUCCUGCCGCUGCUGGUCAUCGUCUACUGCUACGUCUUCAUCUUCAGGGCCAUCCGAGAGACCGGCCGGGCCUGCGAGGGAGGCGCUGCAUCCCCCGGGCAGCGGCAGCGGCAGCGGCUUCAGAGCGAGUGGAAGAUGGCCAAGAUCGCGCUGCUGGUCAUCCUCCUCUUCGUGCUCUCCUGGGCCCCCUACUCCACGGUGGCCCUGGUGGCCUUUGCUGGGUACGCCCACGUCCUGACACCCUACAUGAGCUCCGUGCCCGCUGUCAUUGCCAAGGCCUCCGCCAUCCACAACCCCAUCAUUUAUGCCAUCACUCACCCCAAGUACAGGGUGGCCAUUGCCCAGCACCUGCCCUGUCUGGGGGUGCUGCUGGGUGUGUCGGGCCAGCACCGUCGUCCCUACCUCAGCUACCGCUCCACCCACCACUCCACGCUGAGCAGCCAGGCCUCCGACCUCAGCUGGAUCUCCGCGCGGAGGCGCCAGGCGUCCCUGGGCUCUGAGAGUGAAGUGGGCUGGACCGACACAGAGGCAGCAGCGUGGGGGGCCGUCCAGCAAGCGAGCAGGCGCAGCCCCUUCAGUCAGAGCCUGGAGGACGUGGAGGCCAGGGCCCCUUCCAGGCCCCAGAGCUGGGAAGCCGAGGCUCCUGGGAAGACCGAGGGACUGUUCCCCAGCCUGGACCUCAGGAUGUAG